AUGACAACCUUGACUGCAUCUAUUUGUUGGAAUGUUCUGGCUCACAAAAGUGAUGAUGUUGGCGAAGUUGGAGUUAAAAUAUAUCAGAAGCCGGAAGGAAAUGACAUAUAUGAACUGAGGAGGAAGAAGAUUCCACCACUCUGCAAAGAAAAUGAAAAUCCUGAUGCAGUCUGGUAUGUUCCCAUGAAGACUUGUUUGCACCCAAUUCCAUCUGGAAUUGAACAACAUGGAGCAGAGUGGCCUGAGGAAUGGCCCAAGAGACUCGAAACUUAUCCUGAUUGGGUGAACAACAAAGAGAAAGUGGUUGCAGACACCAAUCACUGGAAUGCAGUUGUUAAUAAGUCAUAUAUCAGUGGAUUGGGCAUUAACUGGAGAAGUAUCCGGAAUGUAAUGGACAUGAAAUCCAUCUACGGAGGAUUGGCUGUAGCUCUCUCUCAACAAAAGGUCUGGGUGAUGAAUGUAGUGCCUGCUCAUGCACCUGAUACACUUCCAAUCAUUUUUGAACGUGGGCUUAUUGGUAUAUACCAUGAUUGGUGUGAGUCAUUUGGCACUUAUCCAAGAACAUAUGACCUUUUGCAUGCUGACCAUUUGUUCUCACGGCUCAAAAACAGGUGCAAGCAGCCUGUGUCGAUUGUUGUUGAGAUGGACCGUAUAUUACGGCCAGGAGGUUGGACAAUCAUACGUGACAAAGUUGAAAUUCUAAAUCCAUUGGAAGAAAUAUUGAAAAGCAUGAAGUGGGAGAUUAGGAUGGCUUUUGCUCAGGAUAAGGAGGGUAUCCUGUGUGCACAGAAAACUAUUUAUUUGAAUGAUUCAAAAUUUGGAAAAUUGGUGAAACGUUCAGGAAUAUCGUAG
Sphenostylis stenocarpa is the source of this 852-nucleotide messenger RNA. Lineage: Eukaryota; Viridiplantae; Streptophyta; Magnoliopsida; Fabales; Fabaceae. The record is from the annotation of a GenBank genome assembly.